Vairimorpha ceranae is the source of this 318-nucleotide messenger RNA. RefSeq lists its product as hypothetical. NCBI's taxonomy places the organism in Eukaryota, Fungi, Microsporidia, Nosematidae. The record is from RefSeq and is a predicted model, not a curated record. The transcript has a single exon. The coding region runs from base 1 to 318 and encodes 105 amino acids.
AUGUACACCGAAAGUUACUCUUCAGUUUCAAUAGAAAUGGUUUAUCUAAUACAUAAAACAAGAAUUUUUAACAAACAAAAGAAACUUGUAAUACAAAAUUUUGAUGAUUUUAUUUACCAUAACUUUCAAAUAUUAAAAGAAUUUAAGAAUUAUGUAGAUAUACUAGAAACUGAAAUAUUAUUAAAGGUUAUAUUAAAACAGGUUAAUCAAUACAAUAAUUUUGUAAUUAUAAAUGGCAAGUUUAAUGGAUUUGAGAAAGAAUUUUUAAGACAACUUUGCAUAAAGAAAAAUUUAAAUAUUAUAAACUUUUUGUUUUAA